This is a messenger RNA of Culex pipiens pallens (northern house mosquito), 1270 nucleotides long. RefSeq lists its product as uncharacterized. The coding region runs from base 249 to 1076 and encodes 275 amino acids. The record is from RefSeq and is a predicted model, not a curated record. The transcript has 5 exons. Lineage: Eukaryota; Metazoa; Arthropoda; Insecta; Diptera; Culicidae.
GCCACUUGAUUCAUAAAACCGACGGCCGGUGGAAAACUCACGCUCAGUAGUGACCGAAGCGCCCAGUCCGGAGGACCGAAAAAAAGUGACUUUCGAGGAAAAUUGAUUCGCUCAGUCGCCUUUUCCAUCAGUUGUUGCGCGGUUCGUGUUGAAACUAGCUAACUAACCCCCCUCUUCCAGCUUGCAUCUGAGUAUUAACCCCUUGCUCAAAUCAACCGUUAAAAGACACACACACACACAACGCCAAGAUGAGCCGCCGUCCCGGACUUCGCACCCGCGUGUACGCCUCCAACCUGGGCAUGGUGGAGCAAAACUACAAGCAGGCCAUGGAACGGCUCGAGAAGAGCCGCCGCCCGGCCUCCGCCGACCGCGAGCGGGCCAGCCUCGGCCGUGCCGUUUCCCCCCGGCCCCUGUACGACUUCAACGGGUGCGAGUUCGACGAGGAGCUGGCCGCGGCCCGUUCCCGCGCCUCCAAGGUCAUCCACGAGCGGUCGGUCAUCGAUCAGCGCGCCGAGGCCCUGCGCAGCUCCAGCCUGGUUCCGGUGUCCAGCGAUCUCGACUUUGACGAUCAGGUCCAGGCCACCCUGAACCGCAUCCGCGCCAGCAAGGACAUUCUCAGCCAGCUCAAGUCGGACGACACGCUGGAGCAGGUUCGCACCGACACGAGGGCCAAGCUGGCGGAAAACACCAGCCGAAAGAUGGCGGAAAAGCUCGCCAGCGUUGAGGACGACUUCAACUCCUCCUCCUCCGAGAAGCGAUCGGUGAGGAAAACGCUGAAGAUUAGAGCCACCGCAGACAGUGCCAGCUCGGACGCGGCCCUCCGCUGGAAGGACGAAACGGCGGAAUCGUUCGCGGCCAAGCGGGCCAACGCCACCAAGGCCCGGCUGGCCGACCUGGACGUCGAGCUGGAGGACUUUGAGGCCAAACAGGCGGCCCGGGCACGCCGCUCGGCCCAGCUGAAGAAGCUGCUGGCGGAGACGGAGGAGCUGAUUCCGGCCACCACGACGGAACACGCCGGCACCAAGGUCACCACCGGAAUGGUCAAGCUCAAAACCAAGAAGGUCGUCUCGUUCUAGAAAACGUCACACAGUGCGUGUGAGAGUGCUUUGCUCCUAGGUGUAUAAUCAAUCGCUCUUAGAAUCUCCUGUUUUGUAACUAUUUUUUAAAUAAAAUAAAAUAAAUAUGAUUAAAUAUUCUCAAGAAAAAAAUCAACAUUUCUAGCAUGUAAGAUGUUCACAGAAAAUAAAACUUUCUUUCAACUGGCACUGUA